Molecule: messenger RNA, 1123 nt
Organism: Trichobilharzia regenti
Lineage: Eukaryota; Metazoa; Platyhelminthes; Trematoda; Strigeidida; Schistosomatidae
Source: the annotation of a GenBank genome assembly
AAGAAGGAGGCGUUCUACAGACAACUACAAGCAAUAAUGGACAACGUCCCAAAAGGCGAUAUCAAAAUCCUGAUGGGCGAUAUGAAUACGAAGCUGGGAGGAGACAAUACACGAAGAGAACUCACCAUGGGUCGAGAGGCCCUCGGUGAAAUGAACGACAAUAGUGAACUCUUCUCAGACUUCUGCGCCUUCAAUGAUUUGGUGAUUGGUGGCAGCGUUUUCAAACACAAAGAAAUACACAAGACGACAUGGAUUUCACCAGAUGGAAACACCAAAAACAAAAUGGACUUCAUCUCAUUCUCAAGAAAGUGGAGACGAAGCCUACUGGACACAAGGUCGGGGAGAGGAGCAGAUGUGGGUUCAGACCACUAUCUAGUACAAGGGACUUUCAAGGUGAAGCUAAAAGCCUCGAGGAUAGCUGGGGAUAGGCCACAAUGCAAGUUCGACACUCGAUUACUGAAGGACACAACCACAAAAGACACUUUCACUGCAACUGUCAGAGCAAAGCAGGAAACACUACGCGACAUCACUGAAGAAUCAUGCGUGGAAGACCACUGGAACUCUCUCAAGGUGAUUUUCAAUUAAACGUAGUCAACGGUUUUAGGAAGAAAGAAGAGACAAGACAAAGAAAGGCUCUCAACGGAAACUUGGAAACUAAUAGAAAAGAGGAGAAUGGUGAAAAAGAAAAUAAUUCAAUGCAAGGACGGACAGGAGAAGGAGACGCUGAACUCAACUUACACAGCGCUGGACAAAGAAGUGAAGAAGAAUGCUAGAAAGGACAAAAGACAAUUCUACGACAAUCUGGCCACUGAAGCUGAGAAGGCAGCAGGCAAAAGCGACCUGACGACAUUAUAUCAGAUAACCAAAUCUCUAUCCGGGAAGAGAUCAACACAAGCGAAACAUGUAAAAGACAGACAAGGGAACCCAAUUACCAAGGAAGAAAGACAGAUUAAAGAAUCGGCGGAUCACGUCAAAGUACUCUUGAACCGACCACCACCUGCAACCCGUCCAGAAAUACCAACAACAGCGCGCACACAACUGCAAGUUAACACCAAUCCUCCAACGAGAGCUGAAGUCUUGAAUGCAAUCAAGCUUCUGAAAGCUGGAAAAACAGCUGGACCAG